Caenorhabditis elegans is the source of this 2200-nucleotide messenger RNA. It is a transcript of the gene cyk-4, whose product is annotated as Rac GTPase-activating protein 1. Lineage: Eukaryota; Metazoa; Nematoda; Chromadorea; Rhabditida; Rhabditidae. The record is from RefSeq and is marked reviewed. The transcript is spliced from 6 exons. Gene Ontology annotation, biological process: signal transduction. The coding region runs from base 2 to 2047 and encodes 681 amino acids. Gene Ontology annotation, molecular function: diacylglycerol binding; GTPase activator activity.
AAUGAAGUCCAGUACAUCAAAAGAGAAGGUGUGCGGCGAAAACUCGCGUCACAUUUUCAACAUGAUUCUAAACUCACAGCGACCGCAAUUCGAUAUUAAGGAUAUAGGAAUGUUUCAUUUGAUUGAUGAGAUUGAGCGUCUCCGCAAGCUGUGGAAAGAUUCCGAGGAAUCCAAAAAGCGGCUGAAUGCAGAUAUGAGAGAGGCCGAAGAAGCACUUGCAAAAGCUCGCAAGAAGCUGGCAAUGUUCGAUAUCGAUGUCAAAGACACUCAGAAACAUUUACGCGCGUUGAUGGAAGAAAAUAAGGCGUUGAAGCUCGAUCUAAACGUCUACGAGACUCGUGAAAAGCAGCUGAAAGAUGCGAUGAAGAACGGUAUAUUCAAUAGUCUCACCAAGGAAGACCGCGAUCAGUUCAAGUUUCUUCACGAGCCACUGGUCCGGACAUACUCGAAACGGGUGCAGCAGAGGCAUCCACAUUUGAUGGAGGACACACAGGACGAUGAGGACGAUAGUGAGGUGGAUUACGAUGAAACUGGAGACAGUUUCGAGGAAGUUAUUCAUUUGCGCAAUGGAAGAGAGGUCAGAAGAAGCUCAGCUGCUGGAAACGCAGUUGGUGGCAAGCGGAGAAGCGCGUCAGCACAUGCGAUUACUGCUGCUGCCAAUUCGAAGAGGAGCAGAAGCCGUGUUAUGACAGCUACUAUAGAUGAAGAGCCGAAUGAGGGUGGUACACCUCCAAAAAGAUGCCGUGAUGAUGGUUCUACACCUCAUCAAGAAAUGACAACUACCACCACUACCACCACCACCACUACUAUUCAUAACUCUCGAGCUCAGAACCAGGACCCGCCACGUGUCUCACUUCACCGCCAGCUCACCCGCAGGAGCUUGAGCUGUGGAAGUAUUCCAUCAUGCGAUCAAACACCAGGACAAACCACAAAUAACAUCGGCCUCGGCAUGUCGUCCGCCAUUCUCACCAAAAGCACACUUGAUAUCCGAACCCUGAAACGUGGCACGCCGGCGUGGACUAAUGGAACAACUCGUGACAUCGCAAUGAGACCACACACGUUUAUAGAGGCAGGAAUCAAAGCGAUGCGAAAAUGCGACAAAUGUGCUACAGCCCUGAAGCUCGCCACAUCAAUGAAAUGCAGAGACUGUCACCAGGUUGUCCAUCGUAGUUGCUGCAACAAACUUCAUCUCCCGUGCAUACCACGCCCCAAGACGAUGAUGACGCCGAAAUCCGCAUUACGUGGAGCCAAGCCGGGCGCAGGAGAGUUCCGACUUCAAGAUUUUUGCACAUCUGCGAAGCCAAUGAUCCCGGCAGCAGUUAUUCAUUGUGUGGUUGCCCUGGAGGCUCGUGGACUCACGCAGGAAGGUAUUUACCGCGUUCCUGGGCAGGUUAGAACUGUCAAUGUGCUUUUGGACGAGUUGAGAUCAAAAACGGUACCCAACGUGGGCCUUCACGACGUUGAGGUCAUCACAGACACCUUGAAACGGUUCCUAAGAGAUCUUAAAGACCCGUUGAUCCCAAGAACGUCUCGUCAAGAGCUCAUCGUUGCUGCAAACCUCUACUCUACGGAUCCAGAUAAUGGACGUCUCGCCCUGAAUCGAGUGAUCUGUGAGCUCCCCCAAGCGAAUCGAGACACCCUCGCCUACCUUUUCAUUCACUGGCGCAAAGUUAUCGCACAAUCGAGUCGCAACAAGAUGAACUGCGAAGCGAUGGCGCGGAUGGUGGCUCCGGCGGUGAUGGGUCAUCCAGUGAAGCAAUCGCAGUCCCAAGCGAUAGCUGGCAGAGAUGCCACGGAUUGCCAUCGAGCGAUGACUGCUCUAUUUGAAUUUGAUGAUGUAUAUUGGCAACGAUUCCUAGGGACAUCUGCAGUUUCCAUGGCUUCUAAUCAAAUUGAAACGGCUCGACAUCAGGACAAUUUUGCUCUCUGUGAUCGUAGCAUCCUUGGACCAGUUACAACAUCACCAGCCACUCCCCUGCUUGCUCGGUCGGCCAACGCGACUCGAGCACGUGGUGCUCAUCUGCUGGGGUCGAUGUUCCACGAUUAGGAGAUCGUGAUUAUUUCGAAGCUAUUUUUUUAUUUAUUUAAUUCUCCCGUUUCUCACGACACCAAAUAUGUCCUCUCAUUCAUUUACACAACCGUCCAUAAUACUCGAUUCCGAGCAGCACAUUUGUAAAAUAAAUGCUUAUUAGCCCACUUU